GAGUCUAGUUUUGUGGAAUGAGUCAUAUUAUCUGAUAAAAAUAAAGUAUUAUCCUAUAUAUGGCCUUGCAUAUUAUUAAAUUUCAUUUUAUGAUGUUACAGUUAAAACAGUGAGCACCAGCUUAAGAAAAUCAGCGAACACAACACGGUGUGCUGACCGGCCACUGACCAGCUGUGGCGGCGGCCAUGCUGCUGGCGCUGCUGGUCCUGCUGCUGCUGGCGGCGCUGGCCGGCGUGCUGCUGGCCGACGCGCUGGGUCGCCGCGGCCGGCCGUUCAGCAGCCUCUGGUCGCCGGCGGUGUCGGUCGGCGCGGCCCGGCCGGCCGGCUGUCUGCUGGUGCCGCAGACAGUGGACGCGGCGCUGGAGCGGCUGCUGGAGAGCCUGCUGGCCGAGCACCUGGCGCCCUGGUCGCAGCUGGUCAGCGCCGACCCGGCCUUCCUGCACGAGGUGCGGCUGGUGCUGCGCUGCGCGUGCACGGAGCUGGCGCGCCGCGCGCUGCGGGUGGAGCUGUCGGCGCUGGUGCUGCGCCGGCUGAUCCCGGCCGGUGUGUGCCACCUGGACUGCUGUCUGCUGGCGCGCCGGCUGCAUCGGUCCGGCCUGCUCUCUGACCAGGCCGCCUGGGACUACUACGGCCGGGACGCGCACGCGGCCGUCUCGGCCGGCGGCGAGGGCCGCUACCUGCGCACACUGGCCAGCCGGGUGACGCCGCUGCUGCUGGCGGGCCGGCCGUGCCGCGCCGGCGCCGGCGGCCUGCUGCUGCGCGAGCUGCUGGCCGGCGCCGUGCUGCGGCCACUGCUGGACCUGCUGGCCGACCCGGACACGGUCAACCAGCUGCUGCUGCUGCUGCUCUCGCCGGAGAAGCUGGACCCGUGCCCGGUGGAUAACUCGCCGUCGGUGGAGCUGCUGCUGCACUGGACUCAGACCAGCCGGCCGCCGCCCGGCUCGGCACUAGCAGUCGAUCUGUCCGGUGUGCUGAAGUCGGCGGAUCUACUCUACGCACUAAUGCAGUGUCUGAAAGAGCGUGGUGCCCUAAACCUAGUGCAGUUCUGUUUAGCCGUCGAGGAAUUUAACCAGCGCAUGCUCAACCCUGAGCUGAACGAUGAACAGUUGCGCAAUCUGUACACGGAGGCGUCGCACAUUUACAACUCGUUCCUAAGGCCCGAGUCGGCCGAUUUUGUGGGUGCUGACCGGUCCGCGUGUGAGCAGGUGCAUGAGGUGCUCUGUGGACGGGUAGAGGAGAUCACGCGUCUGCGCCGCAUGAAGGCGCUGUUCGAGGCCUACGAGCAGGCCUACAACCGUCUGGAGCAGGAGCACAUGCCCGACUUUCUGAGCAGCGGCCACUACCUGAGUCAGCUGUGCCGUCGGCAGGCGGCGGCCGGUCGGGCCGGCCGCGGCCGGGUGCUGCGCUCGGUGACUGCCGUGGCGCGCUGGGGCCGCCGACUGCGCGAGGCGCUCCGGCCAGCCGCCGUGGACGGCCAGCCGGACGAUCAGUUCGAGCUGGGAGAGGAGUAUGUGCCGGAAGAGGAGGAGGAGGAUGAGGUGGACGCGCUGACCGGUGACCUGACCUGUGACCUCUCGGCCUGGACGGUGGCCGUGCCCACCGUGUGUAUGGCCACAGACGCUGCCGGCAAACCGAUGAUUCAGUUUGUGCUAGAGGUGACCCGACCGACGGCCGACGGGCAGAACGGUGCGCCCUGCCGCGUCAAACGACGGCUCAACGAGUUCUACGUCCUGGAGAAGAAGCUGAUGGAGUUUCACGGAGAGCUAGGCGACGUGCGAUUACCGCCCAAACAGAGUCUGCUGGCCUCCAGUUUCUACACUCAGGACUUUCUCGACUGCCGCAAGGAGCUGUUCGCCUCAUUCCUUCGCCGACUGCUGGUGCUGCCUGGUCUGGGCGGAUCGCAGCUGGUGAGGGCGUUCAUCAGCUCCGAGCAGCCGUUUGUGGACGACCUGCAGCAGGAGAUCAACAUCGGACGCAUCAUCCGCACCGUGCCGCGAAAGUUCCGCAAGGAGCGCGGCCAGAAUCUGGAGCACUUUCUGUCGGGGCUGCUGAGUUCCACGGAGCCGGCGGCGCCGGGCCGGCCGCGGGCGCGCGCCGACUGCUCCGACAUGGAGCCGGUGCUGUGGGCGCGCCGCGGCCCCAGGGAGGAGCCGGCCGCCAGCCGGCGGGCGCACACGGUGGCGCGGCCCAGCCAUGAGUGCCCCCUCUCAGGCCUGUACGACACGCUGUGCUUCCUGGCGUGUCGGCUGUUCGAGGCGCCGCGCUGGCUGCUGGCGCUGCUGCGCGGCGCCCGGCCGCUGCUGCGCCACUCGACAGACGCGCUGGCCGACCGGCUGCUGGCCGCCGCGCUGGCCGAGGCGCUGGCGCCGCCGGCGCGGCUGGCCCGGCUGGCCGAGCUGGCGCGGGAGGCGCUGCUGACGCCCAGCUCGCCGCGCACAGACGCCGAGAAGGCGGCGCGCGCGCAGCACACCCUGGAGGCGGUACGCGCCGCCGUGCCGCCGCUGCUGGCCUCCACUCUAGGCGCGCACUUUGAGGACGGCACGCGCGCGCUGUUCGCGUGCCUGCAGCUGCCGCAGCUCAACAAGCAGCUGGCGUACGUGCUGCUGGACCAGGUGGUGGCUGAGCUGUUCCCGGAACUGUCCGAGCCCGAGCCGCCACCGCUGGCGUGAGCCGGUCCACUGCCUCUGCCGCCAACCAGCGCCUUAUUCAGCUAUCGCACAUAUCAGUCGUAUUUAUUUUGUUUAUUUGAGAUGCCCUUAUUUUGCCAGCGACCUCAAUUGAUAUCUCGGCGGGUCGAUCUGACGUUGGCUGUUGUCUUCAAUGGGACCGUGCUUAUCGUGAUCGCUAUCGUGUUACCGCCAGCUUUAUUCGACCAGCUCUUGUACCUGCGCAUUGUGAAGAUAGGUGUUUAUUAAAGACAACGCAUUCUGACUGCGAUAGGCGUUCGUGUGACGCUGCGAGGGACAAUAUACGUAUCUUAUCGUA
Molecule: messenger RNA, 2985 nt
Organism: Amphibalanus amphitrite
Lineage: Eukaryota; Metazoa; Arthropoda; Thecostraca; Balanomorpha; Balanidae
Product: sorting nexin-14-like
Exons: 2
Coding region: 186-2669 (827 amino acids)
Biological process (GO): autophagosome maturation
Cellular component (GO): late endosome
Molecular function (GO): phosphatidylinositol binding
Source: RefSeq, a predicted model, not a curated record